This is a messenger RNA of Leptopilina heterotoma, 2420 nucleotides long. RefSeq names its product delta-1-pyrroline-5-carboxylate dehydrogenase, mitochondrial (gene P5CDh1). The coding region runs from base 187 to 1893 and encodes 568 amino acids. Lineage: Eukaryota; Metazoa; Arthropoda; Insecta; Hymenoptera; Figitidae. Gene Ontology annotation, molecular function: L-glutamate gamma-semialdehyde dehydrogenase (NAD+) activity. Gene Ontology annotation, cellular component: mitochondrial matrix. The record is from RefSeq and is a predicted model, not a curated record. The transcript has 7 exons.
GUAAAAUAUAUAAUACUUCAAGGUCGCUUUUUCAGGAUUCACUAUAAUCCAUUGUCUAAGUUUUAUCUCCCGUUAUCUUAUUUACAAAAUUUGUGUUGCAAGACAAAGUGUUUUCUAUUCGUCAAUAAAUUUUCUUUUCCCUUCUUAAGUGUGAAAAAUUAACAUAAAUUAUUGACACAAAACAUUAUGUUGAAUUUCUGUCGACAAUCCUUACUUGCCAACACACCAAUAAUAGGAACACGAUGGAUAGGAUCUGUGGUUCCAUUGACAAAUACGAGGGAUUUCCCUCUGAAGAACGAGCCAAUUUUGUCCUACGAGAAGGGCAGCAAAGAACGAGUCGAAUUGGAAAAAACUCUCGAUCAAAUGAGCAAGGAGUGCGAGGAAAUUCCCCUUGUCAUCGGUGGCAAGGAAUUCAAAUCCGAUAAUUGCGCCUAUCAAGUGAUGCCUCACAAUCAUAAGCACAAGAUAGCAAAAUACUAUCUGGCAUCACGUGAGCAAAUAAAGAAGGCAAUUGACGUGGCGGUGAAAUUUCAAAGAGAAUGGGAUCGAGUACCGAUAACAAAUCGAAUUGACAUUUGGCUUAGAGCGGCAGAUUUGAUGGCCGGCAAAUAUCGACAGCAAUUGAAUGCGGCCACAAUGUUGGGCCAGAGUAAAACGGUUAUUCAAGCUGAAAUUGACAGUGCAGCCGAACUGAUUGAUUUCUUUAAAAUUCACAGUUGGUUCCUUCAGGAGGCGCUCAAAUACAAACCAAUAUCUGAGAAUUCAAAGGAGACACUCAAUUCAAUGAGGUAUCGUGGAAUGGAUGGUUUCGUCGCCGCUGUUUCUCCAUUUAAUUUUACUGCCAUCGGUGGUAAUCUUAGUUAUACACCAGCUCUCAUGGGCAAUGCUGUUUUAUGGAAACCAUCAGACACGGCAAUGCUUUCGAAUUGGAUCAUCUUUAAAAUUUGCAGGGAAGCGGGUGUACCACCGGGUGUUGUAAAUUUUGUACCAGCUUUGGGUCCUGAUUUUGGUGAUACCAUUACGUCGUCGCCAUUCCUUUCGGGAAUUAAUUUCACUGGAUCGGUGCCGACAUUCAAUCGACUCUGGUCACAAGUGGGCAAGAAUAUCGACAUUUAUAAAAAUUAUCCAAAACUUAUUGGCGAAUGCGGUGGGAAGAAUUAUCACUUUGUCCAUCCAACUGCAGACGUUGAGUCUGUUGUUAAGGGGACAAUUCGCAGUGCUUUCGAGUAUAAUGGACAGAAGUGUUCCGCUUGCAGUCGAAUGUACGUUCCUGAAUCUCUCUGGAGUAAGAUUAAAGAAGGCCUCGUCAAUGUCCAGAGUAAAUUAAAAGUAGGCGAUGUUCGUGACUUUUCAAAUUUCAUCGGUGCUGUUAUUGACAAACGAGCAUAUGACAGAAUCACCGGCUAUAUUAAACACGCCAAGCAAUCGUCACAGUUAGAAAUCAUCGCCGGUGGUGGUUUCGAUGAUUCAUGUGGAUAUUUCAUUGAACCAACGAUAGUGGUGUCAAAGGAUCCCAAAGAUAAGAUAAUGACUGAAGAAAUUUUUGGACCAGUUAUCUCGAUUUAUGUCUAUAAGGACAAAAAUCUUGACGAGACACUGAAGUUGGUAGAGUCUUCCACUCCUUAUGCUCUGACCGGAGCUAUUUUCUCACAAGACGAAAAUUGGGCAAGAGAGGCGCUGGACGAGUUAAAAUACACUGCGGGCAAUUUUUACGUUAAUGACAAAUCAACUGGUUCGGUGGUUGGUCAACAACCAUUCGGUGGUAGCAGAAUGUCGGGUACAAACGAUAAAGCCGGUGGACCACAUUAUGUCCUACGAUGGGCGAGUCCUCAAUCAAUAAAAGAAACUUUUGUACCUUUACGAGACUACGAUUAUCCAUACAUGAGAAGUUAGACUUAAAAAAAAAGAAUUUGAAAUCUAGAAACAAAAAAAGAGGAAAAUUUGAAAAAAAAAAUGUGACUGCAUUUUAAAAAGUUAUUCGUACUAAAAGAAGAAACAGUAUUUUUAUCUCUAAUAAUGCAAGAACCGAAUUUACGCUUAUAAAAAGGAAGAAAUUUCUUCUUUUGUUAAUUGCUCCAUAUGUAUAAUUAACGUGUUUUAUUUGAAUACAAUAAAAAAAUGUAUUCAAAAAUCCUCUUCCAAAUAAUAGAAAUAUUUAAUUUCUAAAAUUCUGAAUUCCUUGAAAAUCUCUAAUUCUCUAGCUCUUAUAAACAUUCAGAAAUUUCAUUCAGAAUUUGAGAUAUUAAAAUGGAAAUAGGAUAAUUCGCAUAUUGCGUAUACAGAUCUCUUUAUUUUUGUGUUCAAACUUGACUGCCAAUGAGGAACGCAUUUACCAAAUAAAAUAAAAACAACAGUUUUUAAUUUCUUCGAAAAGUUUCUUAUUCAUUGAUAACUGGAAUGUAAAAUAAAACUCAGAACAA